GACAAGCCACUCCCACCACCACCCGGUCCUCCGAAACCGCGAAAUGAAAGCAUUGCAGCGUCAAUGUCGUCCUAUCGAGCUCGUCCAACUGCAUCCUCAAAGAGCUCUUCGAUAGACUUCUCCAGAGCGAGAGCUAUAUUCGAUACCGCCAAACAACCGCAAGUACAAAACGCCUUUCUAUCAGCAGUCAAAAAUCCUACAGUCAGAUCAAUCGCAGCUUCGUCAGCAAAAAAUGAAAAAGUACAGUCAGCGGUUAUCAAAACGGCACAAGAUGAUAGGGCUCGAAGUACGAUUUUGGAUCUUGCCAAAUUGUACGAAUCGCAGUCAACAAAAAAUACGUCGAAUUUUUCCGGAUAUAGACAAUCCAACAAAAACCUAAUUGACACGAACACCAGUACUGCAUCCAGUUGUUUUAAAUCGACUCCUCCACAGCCACAAAAAUCAGCAAAUUCUGACUACUAUCCAUCGUUAUUCGAUCAACAAUCUUCGUCAACGGAUCCAUUUUCAUCACCAAUACCCUCCAAAUCUCUUCCAAACCCUUUUCUAUCAUUUUCAUCGACCACUGGUAAUAACAACGAUACUAAUAGUUACAAUGUUCAUAGUAAUACCAAUAACGACAAAUUUACUUCGAUACAAAAUAAUCUUGCUUCAUUGGAUCUGUUCAAUCAUCCCGUCAAACCUGCAGUGCCUCUCAAAAAGAUUCCACCCGCAAGACCUCCACCACCAAAAGCGAAUAAAUGGAGUGGCAGCAAUAGAUUAUCAACAACGCCAACAAAUGAACCUCAUGCGAUCGUUAAAUAUCCUUAUAAAGCCUCGCAGUUCGAUGAAUUGUCAUGUCAGCCGAACGACGUUGUUAUCCUUAAAAAAGAAGUUGAUGAUCAGUGGAUAUAUGCGUUAAAUACGCGUACAGGUGAACACGGGAUUCUGCCUAUUGUAUUUUUGGAUAUUAAAAUACCAUUGGUACCCACACAGAAAGCGAAUCUAAUCACGCAACAAAUAUCCUCGUUGCAGAGGAGAGAAACAACAACAGCAACAGCACGCGCCUUAUACGAUUAUGAUUCUGCAGUUGAAGGUGAUCUAAAGUAUGAGUUAUUCGCAACCAAAUUGAAGUUGCCAUUUCAGUUCCGUGCGAACGACAUUAUAAAAGUGCAGGCGAAAGUCAAUAACGAAUGGCUUCGUGGUGAGAUUGACUCGAAAUGUGGAAUAUUUCCGGCAAAUUUCGUUCAGUUAUUAUCACCAAUUACAUCGUCAUCAAAACCACCAACAUCAUCGUCAGUAACAAACAAGAUUGUAACAGCAACUUUUGAUUACAAUAGUGGCGUUCCAGAUGAUUUAGUAUUCCGGAAGGGUGAUCGAAUUGAAGUCGUGGAAAGGAUUAAUGAUGACUGGAUUAAAGGUCAACUGAACGGCAGAAUUGGACUUGUCCCGAUGACAUAUGUUGAAUCAGGUAAUUCACAUUGCAGUGUAAUACCAACAUCUCUAACCUCACUACAAACUAAUCGAACUGUUCGUGCAAAUCAAGAUUAUUAUAACCAAUCACCUGCUCAUUUAUGCUUCUCUAAAGGUGAUCAGAUUGAAAUUAUGCAACAGAUUGAUAAAGAGUGGCUCAAAGGAAAGCUGAUAUUGAAUAUGUCAAAUCAAAAAUCAUUUCCUUGUGGUAUUUUUCCUCGAUCAGCGGUUGAAUGA
Molecule: messenger RNA, 1686 nt
Organism: Anisakis simplex (herring worm)
Lineage: Eukaryota; Metazoa; Nematoda; Chromadorea; Rhabditida; Anisakidae
Source: the annotation of a GenBank genome assembly